ACCGCGCAGUGUGUGCUUUUUUCAUGAGAUGAACAAAUAACCAUAAUAAACUUGUAAAAAGUUGUAUUGGUGGAGUAAAGUUUAAUAUUUCACUGCGUGAUUUGUAUGUGAAUAAAAAAGAGCAAAGGUAUAGGCGAACCGAGCCACGGAGAUUUAGCACUUUUUUCUGGACUUCUGCUACUCUUCAGCCAGGAACCUCGGACACAGCGCUCUUCGCUUUCCUCUCUCAGACAAGAUGAAUCUAGACGAGUACUUUGAAAGGAUUUGCUUUAAAGGGCCGGUCCACAGAGCAGACUUGGAUACACUGAAUCGUGUGCACAUGAACCAUGUUCUGUCCAUUCCAUUUGAGAACCUCAGCAUUCACUGCAGCGAGUGGAUCACGAUGGACCUGGAUGUCAUCUACGACAAGAUUGUGAGGAAAGGGCGUGGGGGCUGGUGUUGUGAAAACAACCUGCUGUUCUCCUGGGUCCUGAAACAGUUGGGCUACACAUUUACCAUGCUGGGAUCCAGGGUCUUCAACAGCAGCAUUAACCAGUUCAGCAACACUGACACUCACCUAAUCAACAAGGUUGACAUUGAUGGUGUUUCCUACAUUGCUGAUGUCAGUUUUGGGGUAUCUGGGCAGAUAUGGCACCCCCUGGAACUGAUCUUGGGGAAAGAACAACCACAAGAACCUGGAGUCUUCCGCUUUGUGCAGGAGGAGGGAAUGUGGGUCUUGGAGAAAACCGGAAGGAAGCGCAUCUUACAAGAUGAGAGCUUUAAUAGUUCCGAUCUCCUGGGCAGCAAGAGCAAAACCAAAAAAUUCUAUAGUUUCACAUUGACUCCACGUGAUCUCAACUACUUUCUUGAAACCAGCAACAUUCUUCAGACCUCCUCUGAUUCUUUAUUCAAGAAUAAGUCCAUCUGCUCUCUGCAGACGCCCACUGGGUUCCGUGCUCUGGUUGGCUGGACCUACAGUGAGGUUAUCUACAACUUUGAGGAGGGGGCUGAUCUGGUGGACAUGAAAAACAUACCUGACCACGAAAUACAAAAAGUGCUGAAAGAUAAGUUCAACAUCUCUUUAGAGAACAAAUUUAUUCCUGUUAACAGCAAAGGUUGUUACACUCUUUAAAUGAUUACUGUCAUGUCUAGAAGACAUUAUUAGUUCUUUUUUGGGGUUUGGAACGUUUUCGUUUGUCGAUAAAGUUCGUUCAAAAUUGAGCACAUCACUUCCGGUUGUCAGACCAGGAAAAGCAAGGAAGCCACAUGGCCAG
Molecule: messenger RNA, 1253 nt
Organism: Scleropages formosus (Asian bonytongue)
Lineage: Eukaryota; Metazoa; Chordata; Actinopteri; Osteoglossiformes; Osteoglossidae
Product: arylamine N-acetyltransferase, pineal gland isozyme NAT-10-like
Exons: 2
Coding region: 236-1111 (291 amino acids)
Molecular function (GO): arylamine N-acetyltransferase activity
Source: RefSeq, a predicted model, not a curated record